Molecule: messenger RNA, 1509 nt
Organism: Vespa mandarinia (Asian giant hornet)
Lineage: Eukaryota; Metazoa; Arthropoda; Insecta; Hymenoptera; Vespidae
Source: RefSeq, a predicted model, not a curated record
AUGCGAUCUCCGGAGCAGCGAAGCGGUAGAACUUUGAAGAGUCAAUUAAAGGGGUAUCAAGCGCCUAGCAUAUGCUUCAAAGAUGAAAAUGAUAAACUUGGCCUAAGCAAUGCUGAAAACUGUGAAAUACUUGCGAAGCAUUUCGAUCAACUUUUAAACUGCCCUGAACCAAAACAUAAGUUGGACUUCUCUGAAACAACUGAGAAUCUGGAAGAAGAUAUACCACCCAAUGCUGAAGAAAUUAAAGAAACAAUUAACAAUCUAAAAAAUAAUAAAGCUAGUGGAGAAGACUCUAUAACAGCUGAACUUUUGAAAUGGUCUCAAUCAAAAAUCAUUGAAGAACUACAAUUAAUCUUUGAAGAUAUUUUGAGAACAGAGAGAUUUCCAGAAGAAUGGAAAGUAGCUCUAAUUCACCCAUUACAUGAAAAAGGGGACAAACUGAAUGUUGAUAAUUACAGAGGCAUCUCUCUUCUGCAAACUGCAUACAAGAUAAUCUCAAAAAUAUUGCUGAAUAGAAUAGAAACAACACUUGACAAGCAACUGGGCAAGUAUCAAGCUGGAUUUCGAAAAGGUAGAUCUUGCUCAGAACAAAUAUUUAACUUAAUAUCCAUAAUUCGCCAAAGGAUACUGAAUUCAAAGGACAUAGGUGUAACUUUUAUAGAUUUUAAAAAGGCAUUUGACUCGGUUGAUAGGGAAACUAUAGAUAAAACAAUACGUGAAUUUGGAGUUAAAAAUAAAUUGGCAAACUUAAUACUGUUAGACAACCUAAAAAGUGCAACAACACAAAUCAAUCUCUUGGAAGAAAUAGCCAACAAAGCAGGUUUGAAAAUUUCGGUAGAAAAAACUAAAUUUAUUACAAACAUCAAGAACGCUCCAAAAUUUUUGACUACAGAUAUUGGUCUAGUGGAAAAAGUAAAGAAAUUCAAAUACCUGGGAGAAAUAAUUCAAGAAAAUGGUUUAGAAAAAUCUGCAGUAGAAGAAAAGUUACCCAAGAUGGAAAUAGCGUAUGGUAUCACUAAGAAUUUUUACAACAAAAGAUUAGAUAAACUAGAAGUACUAGAAAGGAGAAUCAUGAGAAAAAUUUUAGGUCCAGUGAAAACAACAAAAGUAUGGAAAUUAAUAUCUAAUAAUGAAAUAUACAGGAACAUAGAAGGCAUAACUGAAACGACAAGGAAAAGAAGACUGCAAUUUUUUGGCCAUAUUUACAGAAUGGAUGAGUCCAGAUUAACAAAAAGAAUACUCAUGUACCUUUGGGAGAAAAAGGCAACAACUAGUUGGAUUCAAGAGGUAAAGAAAGAUCUAGAAAGAAAUAAUAGAAAUAUAAGUGAAGAAGAAACUAUAGACAGAGAGAUUUUUAGAAAGAGGGUAUUAAGAAUGGAAGGAUUUCAAGGAAGAUUGAAGAAGAAACCUGGUGCGAAGUGGUCUGAGGACAGAAAGAAACAGCAUAGUGAAAAGAUGAAGGAAUAUCGGAGGGAACGGAAAAGAAAACAGCUAAGUGUGAAGAAGUGA